Nelumbo nucifera (sacred lotus) is the source of this 710-nucleotide messenger RNA. RefSeq names its product cytochrome c oxidase subunit 6b-2. Gene Ontology annotation, cellular component: mitochondrion; respiratory chain complex IV. Lineage: Eukaryota; Viridiplantae; Streptophyta; Magnoliopsida; Proteales; Nelumbonaceae. The record is from RefSeq and is a predicted model, not a curated record.
CAAUUCCUUGAAGCCUACGGCUUUUGUACGUGCCAAAAACUCGUACGAGUGACCAAUGAAUUGCGUUCAACGCUCUUUGGCUAAUAUUCAAAUUGGGUCUCUCUCUCUCUCUUCUUCCUCGCUCUUCUUGAAGCUCUUCGUAUCGGUCAACUGGAUCUGCAGAUGGCGGACGAGAUCAAUUUGGCUCUGGAAAACCUCUUCUUGUGAUGAACGUGCAUGCCUAUUUAGUUUUUCUUCAUUAAAGAUUGAGUUGAAAACAGCACCAGCUGAUUUUCGUUUCCCUACUGCAAAUCAAACCCGACACUGUUUCACUCGCUACAUUGAAUUUCACAGGUGUUUGCAAGCAAAAGGUGAGGAGUCUGGUGAAUGUGAUAAGUUUGCUAGAUAUUACCGUUCCCUCUGCCCAGGUGAAUGGAUUGAGAGAUGGAAUGAGCAGAGGGAGAACAGAACUUUCCCAGGUCCUCUUUGAUCUCACAGCAGAUUUAGCUUUUUAACUGCUGGCAGUUGGUCUUCUGCAUGGAACUUUAAUGCUUCUAUGUUUUAUUUGAUCUAAUGGUUGCUAAACCAAAAAACAAUAACUUAAUAAGACAGACAACAAAAGUACAUUGAGUCUGGAUUUUAUUGCUUCACUCUUCUAAGAACCAUGGUGCUAAUGCACAUAGAAAUUGAUCAAAUGUUUAUGUUGUUCAAUAUAUGAUUAAUUUUCAUUA